ACAGGAUUCGCAGAAAUUCGUCUGCCUUGUGCCUUGUGCCUCUGGUGCGGCGCUGUUCGGUGUUAAUUGAUUGAACAAGUCGAUGAGGCCAUCGAUCGAGGAGCGCGGGACAGAAUCACAGAGAGUCGAUAAAUGUGCGGUCCCGGUCGUCACUCCCCCUAUCGCGGUGCUGCUGAUACUGACUGACUGAACCGAAGCAGCUGGUCUGAGUGCAAGCAAUAAGACACCUUCCCAACUGGCGUUAUUCCUUUGGGGCGGAAAAUAUGCGAGAAGUCGAAAAUCAAAUAAAUAAAUUUAUUAUCAAAUCAGGUCAAUUUGUAUUAAGAAGAAAUAUUGUUGAGUGAGAAUUGAAUGUGCCUUGGCUGGUGCGCAUGCAGUGGGUAGCGGAGCCAGAGUAAGAGAGAGUAGUAGACCCGAGAGUUCACUGGAAAGUGCUGCGCGUUGGCGAAGAAGAUGUGUAAAUAAUAUUACUUCAUAUCACAACAAUAGGACUGUUACUGCAGAGCGGUACAUUUGCAAUUGUGCUCUGGAACGUAUCUGUUGGCUGGUGGAAUUUCACCCACCGAGAUAGUACCGGCAGUGGUAGAUUGAUUCGUGGUAUAUUACUGCCAACUAGUGGCUGCUGCUAAUCAUCCCGGUCGCGUGUUGCCGUUGGUGUGGUGAGUGCUCGAGGCAGCUACGCGUACGUUGUGGAAAGUGAUAAUAGAACCUCUGUUCGGAACCGGUUCAGUCGUGCGAUUUCAGCGCGUAAACAAAUCUACAUACAAUCGCGAGUGUGCUGCUGCGGUACUACCAGCUACUACUACUACUCCUCGAUAGGGCAAUAAAUCAAACCGAAACUGUCAGCAGGAAUUAGAUUUUCGAGCCGCCUUGAAGAGCCGCGCACGCCGCCUCGAUUCAGCACGAGUGAAGAAGCCGCACUCUAAAGUGGUUUGUAGGUUACGUUACGGUGCCAGUGAAAUUGCCAAUUGAACAAUCUUGCUAUAGAUUCCCAGCCAGUCAACCAGCCAACCAGCUAGCCGCGUCGAGUCCGCGUCGGUCCGAGGAUGAAGCUUGCGGUGGCCUGCCUGGUGGUGCUCGCGUUGCGCGCCCAAGUGCUGGCAGUACCGCCCAAGUCGGAACCAACGAUCUCGGAAUGCACUGCAAAGGGUGGUGAAUGCGACGAAAGUAAGGGGCGCCCGGUGUGCGGCACCGACAACCAAACCUAUCCGACGAGGUGUCACCUAAUUAGGGCGCAGUGCAGUGGCCAUCAGGUGAGCCUGAAGCAUCGGGGGACCUGCAAGGAUGUGUGCCUUGCCUCCCGCACAUACGCCCUCCAGCAUCGGUCCAGUUCGGCGUACGGGGUUAAAUUCGUACCGCGCUGCCGCGAGGAUGGAACCUACGCUCCAGUCCAGUGCCUGGAGAGUGUCGGCUGCUGGUGUGUCAACAGUCAAGGUAAACCACUGCCCAAUACGACGGUACAGCACGGGAAACCGGUUUGUGUGAAGAAGGGUAAAUCGAACCAACGCCGAUCUUCGCCGAGAAAUCCGGUUAGGAAUAAACGCAGUUGUUCACGCAUGGACCGUGCCCUGUUCAACCGUAAUCUGCUAAAGCUGUUCGAGAACGAGCACAUUCGCGUUCAGCACAACGUGAGAGGCAGCUUGACGGCAGCGGCCGGAGCUGUCAGCGAGAAAACCGUACUAGACUGGAAGUUCGGCUCGAUGGACGGAAACAAGAACGGAAUGCUGGACAAGAGCGAGUACCGGGAACUGAAGCGGUUGAUCAAGAAGGUUGUCAAACCGAAACGUUGCGGACGCUCGUUCGGGAAGAGCUGCGACGCCGAUCAAGACGAGCGGCUGUCUCGGCUGGAGUGGUCCAACUGCUUCUCCAAAGAUAACCUGACACCCGAGAUGGAUCACUAUCCGUCACAAUCAUCAUCCUCAUCAACUACUUCCGGUGGUACUUCUGGUGGAUUGUACGCCACUGCUACCCAUCAUCACCAUCAUCACCAGGGUGCGGUCGUCGGCGGUGGCGGUGGCGGGGGUGGCACAAUAAUCGGUGUCGGUGGCUCGCACUCUUCCUCUAGCUCUAGCACCCAUCACCACCAUAGUUUCCUCCGGUACGAUGAAUCACAGCAGAAUGGCUCCAGCCAAGAUUACAAUGAUUUUGACGAUGAAGAUGAUUACUCAGAAAAUGACGACGAUUCGGACGAACUGCCCGAUAGUGAUAACACGCUACUAAACGGACUGCACUUUAGCAUUGCCGGCAAGCGGCUGCAGCCCAACCUGUUGCUGCAGGGUAAAACUACACUGGAACUGAAGGGCGAACAGGAUCCCAUCUUUAAGGACAGCGAAGCCGAAUCCGACUGUUUGAGUGAUCGAGCGGCAGCAUUGGAAGAGCAGCGGGGUGGUGCAACUGCUCUUUAUGUUCCCGAGUGUACCGCUGAUGGGCGAUAUCAGCGGGUGCAAUGUUACCGUUCAACCGGGUACUGCUGGUGUGUACACGAGGAUACCGGUAAAAAUAUUCCCGGAACGUCAACGAAGGAUCAACGACCACAGUGUGAUGUUUAUCCCGGCGUAGGCGGCAGGCAGAUGCGGGGCUGUCCGGACGAUAAGAAGCUAGAGUUUCUGAAGGAUCUAAAAGAUUUCCUGAAACAGCAAAUUGCCAGCAAUUCUGUCACGGCUGCUGACAACACAAAGUGGGGUACGGAGGAUGAGAAAAUUGCCACACUCAGCUUUGUUCUACUGGACAAGAACAAAAAUAAAGUGUGGGAAAGAAAGGAAUGGAAAACAUUCAGAGAGUUGGUUACUGCUGCAAGGCAAUUGCGCAAAUGUGGUAAAAAGAUGCCUCGUUAUUGCGACGUAAACAAUGAUCGCAAAAUUACGCUAUCCGAGUGGCUCAACUGCCUGCAGACUCAGCGAACUCCGUACGUACUGGACAGUAGUAUGUCCAAGGUUUCCUCGGCCGCUUUCUCAUCCCCCAGCAGCAGUAGCAACAGCGGUGGUAGCAGCGGUAGCAGUAACGGUAGUGCUCUGCACGGCGACGGGUGGAAACCCGCGCUGUCUGCCUCGUCAAGUUCGAAAUUCCGUGGUCCCAACCCGUUGGAAUCGGUUUUAAAAAGCGAUUGAUGUCACCCGCCAUCCCGCUAGAAACACUUGGCCAGAAACUAACGAACGAAUGAGACUUAAACUCUGUCCAAUGACAAAAAGAAAAAAAAAACAAGGAGCAAGUUAGAGCACAAUCGUGGUAAGGCAGGCUCACUAUGACAGAGACAGAUCAGGAAAGAGCCAUUCAGACGAAUUAUGAUUUACAAAACCUAUAUAAGAUGUAGUGCCAUGUUUUACAACAAUACGCAAACCGUUUAGUGCAUCAGAGAAACAUCUUUUAUGGUGUGCAAACCAACGCUAACUCUAAUUCGAACAAAUCGAAUGUAAUACUAUGCAUACUACCGAUGUACCAGUGAUAUUUUCGCACUUUAUAUCGCAAAAUCUUAAACAAAAGAAACAUUGCAUAUAUUUAUUCCUACACUGAGAGAAGAUUACAAACAAACAAAAAUCGAAUAAAAUUACGGGCGGGGGCAGUUUCGGAUUGUUUUCCUAGUAUUUAAGUUGAUGUAUGCGAAACCGUUGAAGCAGGAAUUCAGAAGCAAAAUUGGUUCAGACAAAAUCAGUAUUACAGAAUAAAAAACAAAACUGUCGGAUUUUAGGUCGCUUUACGCCGGGUCGGUACAAUUGAUGAGAAUUUCUUUACGACAAUCUACUUGUUAUACAGGCAGACACGACGAGAUAGAUGGAUGAAUUUGAAUGCUGCUACAUACAUAGCAAGGAACUAAAAGUGCGUGUGAUAUAUGUUAUUUAAUUUACAAUAUACGUUAUUUUGUAGACUCUUUGUACGAAACUUUUCAACUUUUUUUAGUUAUUUUCUCACGAAACUCAGCUAGUCGUUUCGAAGCGACAUCUUACAUAAAUAUAUUAUAUUUGGUUUUUCGUUAGGCUAUAAUAUGAGUUCAGUUACGACACAGUUUUAGUUAGAGAGCUCUAGGGAAAACCACUAUCUGGAGACUAUUUAUACGACACUAUCGACGAAAGCAAACAGUAAACCAUUAUAAACACAGUUCCUUCACCCUUUUGAUAGCGUGUUGGUAAGGAAGCAUAAGUGCAUUUGGUAGCCUGUAGUAGGUUACGGUAGGUAGGCGGAGAUUCGC
Sabethes cyaneus is the source of this 4183-nucleotide messenger RNA. RefSeq names its product SPARC-related modular calcium-binding protein 2 (gene magu). Bases 1047 to 3107 code for a protein of 686 amino acids. NCBI's taxonomy places the organism in Eukaryota, Metazoa, Arthropoda, Insecta, Diptera, Culicidae. Gene Ontology annotation, molecular function: protein binding; calcium ion binding. The transcript has 10 exons. The record is from RefSeq and is a predicted model, not a curated record.